AUGAGCAGCAACCCCUAUCUGGACGGCCCUCUGCCGUCAGACCUGGGCAACAUGGUCAGCCUCACCGACUUUGUGAUGGAGUUUGCAGCCUUCAACGGCACCAUGCCUGAUUCCAUCACCAAACUCACCCGCCUCUCCCGCAUUCUGAUGGACAACUGUCGUUUCACGGGCUCCAUCCCACAAGGCCUCAGCAACCUCAAGGCGCUCACUGUGCUCUAUUUGGAAGGCAACCGCUUCUAUGGAAGCUUCCCCUCAGGCAUCCUGCAGCUUCCUCAGCUCUCUCUCGUCAACCUACACGACAACCAGUUUUCCGGUCCGCUCCCUACUGGAUUCCUCAACAGCACGUUGCUCACAGCCGGCCAAUACAACAUGCACCACAACUUCUUCUACGGAACCGCGUCCCUGUUCCCCGUACACUAG
Closterium sp. Yama58-4 is the source of this 420-nucleotide messenger RNA. NCBI's taxonomy places the organism in Eukaryota, Viridiplantae, Streptophyta, Zygnematophyceae, Desmidiales, Closteriaceae. The record is from the annotation of a GenBank genome assembly.